CCGGUUACCAGGAAAAUAACUACGAUUGUGAUCACAGCCAAAAUUAUUCAAAUUAAGAAUCCCUGUAAAUAUUUACAAAAAAUUUUUGUACAGUUUAAUUAAGAUUUCUCUAAUAUGCUUGCAUCUUUAAGGAUAUUUAAUAGAUUAAGAUUAUUUCAAUCCAGUCGAUUCCUUUCGCAUGCUCAACCUGCAAAUAAUGAUUUAGGUUUUAAAACAAGCUACGAUAAUGAUCAAACGAGUAGAAUACUCAAAAUAGUCAAUACAUCUUCCGUACUUGAGCUUAAAAAUUAUCAAAUAUCACACCAAAGGAUCCAGCGAAUUCUUAAAAGGCGAGAAGCAAAAGGACAUUUUGAGUCAAUUGAGGAUCUACUGGAAGUUGAUGGUUUUGGAAUUAAGAUUUUAGAGAAAUUUUGUAAUAGUAUAAUUAAUUCAAAGCCUGAAGAAAAUUCAGAAGGCAUAGACAACGAUACAUUACUCAAGCCUCAGCCUGAAUCCACAAAACGACCACAAUUCUUGACACCAGCUUUAUUGGAAGUUAUAAGGAGCAAAGUCAAUACAGUUGUCUCUUUUCACAUUGACUUGAAUUACUUUGCCUGGACAAAGUUCUAUUAUGAUCGACAAGCCAAUGAGGAACUUGAGGAACCGAAAUAUUUUAUCGACGGCUGGAACUGCUAUGAAUUUGCUAAGCAAGAGAAGAACUUGCGACUUACUGACUUAAUUGAAUUGCUAGUAAAAUUUAAUGAUCGUAUACCUGAAGCUGAUGUUUAUACAAUUGAAUCCUUACCUGUUGCUGUUCAGGCGAAACAGCCAGGAAGUGCAUUACAAGUCAACAUAAAUAUCCAAAAAACACAAUUAACAGCAAUGCUUAGCAUUUUAAUGGCUUCAAGACGUUCUGUGAACAAAAUGUUGGCCAGUGAUGAUUGCAAGGAACUAAAUUUAGAUACAUCCAAUGUACAGGAAACACCGUACAUUGAUUCUGUGUACUUUUUAAGGAACUUCCUCCCAUCAAGAUUUUACAAGAUUCUAAUCGGAAAUGAACGAGUUUCAGCAGCUAACGUUAUCAAUGAGAUUAUUACGUACAAUUAUACAGUCCAUAAUAAAUUUGAUCCAACGUUUGCUUCCGUCAAUAUUCCUGAGGAAUAUCGAGAGUUUUGGAAGAACUCAAACAGGAUCCAUCAAGAGUAUCUCGGCAGUUCUAUGCUUGCUGGUCUUACUUUUCUUAAAUUAUGCAUCGAUCGAUGUCCUGGAUCUUUGGAGAGAUUAAAUUCUAGAGUUAAGAAAAAUUAAUUAAGUUAAAUUAUGUCAAUAAGCUUUGAAAAAUUCAUUUUUGUAAGAAUAAAUUAAAAUGGAAAGUUCAAAAAUCAAUUCUUUCGACUUUUUCGAUAAAGAAUAUACACAGAAAUUGAAAGAAUCAUUGCAGGAUGAAGAGAAGCGACUGGGAAAUUUAGAGAAGGCAAGAGUCGAGCUUGUAAAGGAACUAGAAAAGCUGGAAAAAGAAAUUCUUAAAGAGAAAAAGAAAUAUAGAAAUUUGAUUGAUAAUAAAUUGACAAAGGAGAUUGAAAGCAUCAUAAGCAAGUAUCCAGAAGAGCCACAAAAUGAUAUUAAGGCAUGCACGUCAACUCAUCAAAUGAAAAUCGAAACUAUCGACUUGGAACUUUCAACACAUUUAAAUGGUAUGCAUUUUGACGAGUUUCAAGCUCCAAAUUUCCCAGAUAUCCCGAAAAUGUCAAAAGAACAAUACAUGAACUCGAUAAAGACAUUUCUAUCUGCAAAAGGAACUAAAAAUUCACAGUAAAUCGAACAUAAAUGAAUUGUUUUAAAAAUGCUCUAUUUCA
This is a messenger RNA of Chironomus riparius, 1835 nucleotides long. NCBI's taxonomy places the organism in Eukaryota, Metazoa, Arthropoda, Insecta, Diptera, Chironomidae. The record is from the annotation of a GenBank genome assembly.